GUUGCCACUUAGCUAAAAAAUAAUAUAACACAACAUAAAUAUAUAUAGUGAUUAUAUUUCUUCACCCUUCCGCGUGUCUCCUCCAACAUGCCUCUGUAGACCGGGGGUGUCGCUCCUCAGUCGGCCGUCGUCAUGCUGUUCUCUCGGCGGUGAGCGAUGGAUUAGUCGCCCUGAGUCCCGGCAGCAGCGGCAUGGCUUCCCCGUGGCGCCCCGUCCUCCUCGCUGCUCUGGCGGCCAGCCUCUGCUCCUCAGCCGCCCUCGCUGACAGGAAAUUUGGUUGCCUUUUAGAAGACGAGCUCUGUUCCCCAUAUGAGUUCUGCGUCAAUGAUGGAGUGUUUGGAAGGUGCCAGGAGUUGGCCGCUGCAGACUUGUACACGUACGAUGUUUCUUCCUCUGCUCUGCAACGCCUCAGGAUCCUCCUCCAGAAGCUGGCUCACAGAGGUUUGACAUGGCAGGACGACCUCACCCAGCAGGUCAUCUCCAGAGAGCUUUCCAAACUGAGGACCAUUCCUCUCCGCCACCAGUCCUCAGCUCCGAGACCCCUGACCGCCUACAGCAGCUCCAGAGACGGGAAACUGAGCAGAAACCUUCAACAGUACCUGACAGGCCUGGGCCUCCUGCCGCAGUCUGAGGUUGAUGGAAAACCAGGAAUUCAACAACUGGGAGCCAACGUUCAGAAGGAGGACAUCAACUCUGAAGGUCACUUCGAGCCCAGCCGGUUAAAACCCCAGCAGGGCUGGAAGGAGACAACUAUCUACAGCCAUCAGAAAGGAGAUGGCCAACCUCCAGUCACCAAAGUCUUCACCCAGAGCGGAGAGGGCAGGCACCCCAAGCUCAGUACAACCUACUCCAACCGGGACCCAGGAGGUAGCAAACUGCUCAAAAGCCAUCUGGAGCAGCUUCUUGCCGAUGUACCGAGCACUCAACAGGGCGCCGCGGGUGUCAAGUCUGCAUGGCCCAAAGAAAAGCUCCACUACCUCAGCUACAUCCGGCCAGCUCCAAAUAACAAUGCAGAGCCGCAGUCUCACGUAGCUUUUAGCUCCAAAACCCAAAAGCCUAAUCUAGACAGACUCAUGCUCAAGACUGGCUCCAACCGACUGACCGACAAAGAGCCUCUUAAUAUCAUGGAUGAGCGAUUCAUCCAGAAUAUGGUGAACCAGCUGGGAAGGCACAGCAUCAACAUGGAGGCUUUGAUGGGCAAAGACCUGGACCAGCUGGCUGGGGUCAUCACAGGGGCUCUGCAGGAGGUGCAUGAGGAGAGGCCUGUGGUUGGGUCCAAGCCAGGACCAGGAGCCGCCGACUCCAGGGGGGGCAUGGAGCGUGACAGGGAGCCACUGGCAGUCGUGCAACCGAAUCAAGACAAGGUUCUGAAAUCAGACAAAGGGCAGGAUCUAAACCAGGAAGACACACUGCGCAUGAAACAGCACGGCCAACAAAUAGACGGUGCAGACAAAGAGCCCGUUGACAAGCAUGCAGCCUUCUUCUCCAAGCUGCUGGACUACCUCAACCUGAAGACCUUUGGUGACGCUCCACAGGUCAACAUUGGGCCUCCAGCUCCCAUUCGGAAAAUGGCCGGACUGGAGAAUGUCCAAAGCCGGACGACGCAGGGCCAAGUGCCCGUACCCCAGCGCUGGGAGGCGAAGACAUUGCCUGCGAAGGAAGGCUCCAUCCUGCGUUUGACCGGUGGUCCAGAUGGGCCUGGCGCUCAGGUGGACUCAGAGAUCCAGAGGUGGAUGCAGGGGAAUCAGGACCCGGCGGGGGAAAAGCAAGAGGAAGAGUCUCAGAAGAAGGACAUGAGAAUCAAAACCCAGCUGGUCCACGUGGGGGUGAAGGAGUUCUCCAGCAGAGGAAAGGACAGACACUUCGGCUACAUCAUCACCGGCUCAGACUCCCUCACUGCUGACCAGGGCUCAGACCUGAUGGAGCGGCUGACGGAGAGGCUGAACCUCCACGCCGCGGACCUCACCCAGCUCUCUGUCUUGGGUCCAGCGUUGACUUUCAGAAUUGGCCCCAACACCAAGAACGUGACCACUGCCGAUCUGGUUCAAGUUGCAGUCCAACAGAAGCAGCGGCUGGAGAAGGAGACGGGCCUGCAGAUCGUGGAGGCUGGAGUCAGCGAUAGGGGCAGCCUGACCCAGAUCCCAGUGGUGAAGGAGACCAGGGUGGAGUCGGGCCAGUUCCUGCUGCUCUCGGUCCUCUGCAUGCUCUUCAUCCUGGUGGCGCUGGCAGUGUCCACCACCUUCUUCUGCGUGCGCCAGCGCUCCCACCUCCGCAUGAAGGAAAAGCUGGCCGGCCUGGGGUCUGACACCAGUACUGAUGCCACUGCAACCUAUCAGGAGCUGUGUCGCCAGCGUAUGGCGAUCCGCACAUCGGAGCGCGCCGACCGGCCGGAGACUCUGCGCAACUCGAGGCUCAACAGUGUGUCGUCCCAGUUCAGCGACGGCCCGGCGGCCAGCCCGUCGACCCGCAGCAGCACCUCCUCUUGGUGCGAGGAGCCAGUGCCGUCCAACAUGGACAUCUCCACUGGUCACAUGAUACUGUCAUACAUGGAGGACCACUUGAAGAACAAGAACCGUCUGGAGCGCGAGUGGGAGGCCAUGUGCUCCUACCAGGCGGAGCCCAGCGCCUGCCGCGUGGGCCUCGGCGAGCAGAACUCCAAGAGGAACCGCUCAGGCACCGUGGUCGUAUAUGAUCAUUCCAGAAUCACCUUGAAAGCAGAGAACAACCACAGCAACUCAGAUUACAUCAAUGCCAGUCCAAUAAUGGACCAUGACCCUCGCAACCCGACUUACAUCUCCUCACAGGGCCCACUUCUUUCCACCGUGGCAGACUUCUGGCAGAUGGUGUGGGAGAGUGGCUGCGUCGUCGUCGUCAUGUUGACCCCGCUGUCUGAAAAUGGAGUGAAGCAGUGUCAUCCCUACUGGCCGGACGAAGGAUCUGACGUCUACCACAUCUACGAGGUCAACUUGGUGUCGGAGCACAUCUGGUGUGAAGACUUCCUGGUGCGGAGCUUCUACCUGAAGAACCUGCAGACCAACGAGACCCGCACCGUAACACAGUUCCACUUCCUGUCCUGGACGGACCGCGGGAUUCCCAACUCGGCCAGGACCCUUUUAGACUUCCGCAGAAAAGUGAACAAGUGCUACCGGGGUCGAUCUUGCCCGAUAAUUGUUCACUGCAGUGAUGGAGCUGGCAGGAGUGGGACUUACAUUCUGAUUGACAUGGUCCUCAAUAAGAUGGCUAAAGGUGCUAAAGAGAUUGAUAUUGCCGCUACCCUGGAGCACUUGAGAGACCAGAGAGCUGGCAUGGUCCAGACAAAGGAGCAGUUUGAGUUUGCGCUGACAGCCGUGGCAGAGGAGGUGAACGCCAUCCUGAAAGCGCUUCCUCAGUGAAGGCAUCACUUCCCCCCCCACCUUCACCGGUUCCCUCUGCCCACUCGAGACUGACAUCUCCCUCUCCGCCCUCCCAUCUCCUCGCUCUCGUCUCUCUCCCCUGCCUCCUCUUCACCUCCUAUAUAUACUGUGUACUUAUGAAUGUUGUGCCAGACAUCUCACCUGGAUCCAUAUUCGCCAAAUCUUGCCUCAGAGUACGACUGACGAUCUGUGAUCGGUGUCAGACCAGCGGGGCCUGAUCUGACGUGGGAACUUAGAUCAGCUCUCCUACUGAGAGACGUUUUGUCGAUAUGAACCCCGGUGCUCUGUAACAGUGAUGUUGUUCCUGAACAUACCGUUCUAGUGCCACUGACACUGUCUACGUGAUGUCAAGUGAAGAUGUGUGUUCCACAAUAAGCUCUCUGCCGUUGGGAAAACUAAUACAGACGCUGAGAGAAUGAUUAUUGGCCCAUUCAAAACAAUCUGGAGAAAGGGUGCAACUAACCAUCAUUUUAAUUAUCGAUUAAUAUGCAGAUUCCUUUGAUGCAUUUUAGAAAUUGUUAGAAUAAAUGACAAAAAAUGGCAUUGUUCAUGUUUUCAAUCUGAUUAUCAUGUCUGAUUUACAGUCCAGGACAUUCAAUGUACUGUCACACAUACAAUAACACUAACUAGCUGAAACAAAGGAAUGUUUGGCAUUUUGGCUGAAAAGAUGAAUUUAUUCUAAAAAUGGUUGCCAAUAAAAAAAUUUGCCAAUAGACUAAUCAUUGCAACUCUCAACGGUAGUACUUUUUGAAUAAUAAUAUGGAAAGUAAAUUAAGUUCCUGCCUAAUAUUGUACAGAUUAUAUCACCUAAACUAAUCGGUGUAUUCGACGCAUAUAGCGUUUUGAAAAUAUCAUUGUUUCUCCUCUGUGAUCUGAAUCAACCCACUACAUAUAUAUACUCAGCAUCACAUGUACAGAUGUUGAUGUGUGUAAGUGUGUGUGUGUGUAUCAUUGUAUUUUGGGUCCAGACAUCUGCUCUGAUUCUUAAAAAGCCUCACAGAUCAUGAUUCUUGAUAUAUUCUCAACAUAUGUUUUUUAUUCCUCAUUGCAUACAUUUGAAACAUUGUUCCAUUAACAUCGCUGUUAAUAUUAAAUGUCAUACAAAUAUACCAACUGAGAUAAUCCCUUUAGAGUAGAGAUAGUAAUAAUAGGAUAUAUAUGUAAACAGAAUUUAUAUGGGAUUGUUGCUCAUUUUUUGUUUCUCCAUUACUGGUUUAUUGUAAUAUUUUGUGCCACAUGACAGAUUAUUCCCUCUAUGUAUAGUCAAUGAAUGACUUUAUGAAUACCUAUAUAGUGCUAUCUGAAAUGUACACUGAGAGCCUCAAUGAGAACUAUAUAUUUUGUGUGAAAAGUAACAUUCAGAUUGCUAAUAAAUCAGAACAGAUUAUACUGAUA
This is a messenger RNA of Pseudoliparis swirei, 4808 nucleotides long. It is a transcript of the gene ptprn2, whose product is annotated as protein tyrosine phosphatase receptor type N2. The transcript is spliced from 22 exons. Gene Ontology annotation, cellular component: secretory granule. NCBI's taxonomy places the organism in Eukaryota, Metazoa, Chordata, Actinopteri, Perciformes, Liparidae. Gene Ontology annotation, biological process: protein dephosphorylation. The coding region runs from base 192 to 3392 and encodes 1066 amino acids. Gene Ontology annotation, molecular function: protein tyrosine phosphatase activity. The record is from RefSeq and is a predicted model, not a curated record.